Molecule: messenger RNA, 3549 nt
Organism: Gracilinanus agilis (Agile Gracile Mouse Opossum)
Lineage: Eukaryota; Metazoa; Chordata; Mammalia; Didelphimorphia; Didelphidae
Gene: WDR17
Product: WD repeat domain 17
Exons: 27
Coding region: 1-3549 (1182 amino acids)
Molecular function (GO): protein binding
Source: RefSeq, a predicted model, not a curated record
AUGUCCCAAGUCAAGCAAGUGGGCCUCUUGGCUGCUGGAUGUCAGCCUUGGAACAAAGAUGUCUGUGCAGCCAGUGGGGACAGAUUUGCUUACUGUGCUACUCUGGCAAUCUAUAUUUACCAGCUGGAUCAUCAGUACAAUGAAUUCAAAUUACAUGCAAUUAUGUCUGAACAUAAAAAGACAAUCACUGCAAUUUCUUGGUGUCCCCAUAACCCUGACAUCUUUGUGAGUGGCAGUGCAGAUCACUUAGUGAUCAUUUGGAAUGUGGCUGAGCAAAAAGUUGUGGCAAAACUUGACAAUACAAAAGGAGUUCCUGCUUCCCUUAGCUGGUGCUGGAAUGCUGGAGAUACUGUGGCAUUUGUUUCCAACAGAGGCCCGCUGAAUAUUUGGACUAUUUCAGGACCAGAUCUAGGUGUAACUGUACACAGAGAAGCCCACAGCUUUUUGUCUGAUAUUUGUCUCUUUAGAUGGCAUCCCCAAAAAAGAGGAAAAGUUGUAUUUGGACAUACUGAUGGAAGCCUCUCACUCUUUCAGCCAGGUUCUAAGAGUCAGAAACAUGUUCUGAGACCUGAAUCUCUUGAAGGGACAGAUGAAGACGACCCUGUGGCAGCUUUGGAGUGGGACCCACUGUCUACUGACUAUCUCCUUGUGGCAAAUUUACAUAAUGGCAUUCGCCUUGUAGAUUCUGAAUCACUCUCUUGUAUCACAACAUUUAAUUUUCCUACUGCAGCAGCAUCAGUACAGUGUUUAGCCUGGGUUCCUACCGCCCCUGGGAUGUUUGUAACUGGAGAUUCCCAAGUUGGGAUACUUAGAGUUUGGAAUGUUUCAAGGUCAACACCUCUUGAGAAUUUUAAAUUGAAGAAAACAGGAUUUCAUGUUUUACAUGUACUUAAUUCUCCCCCAAAGAAAAAAUUUUACACCUUCAGAGAGUUUCUUGUAAUGCUAAACACUUAUAGCACUUGGGCAGCUAGUAGGUAUCAGAAGAAGACCUUGAACCUGUCUUCCUGGCUUCAAGGAAUUUUACAUUUUUUGAAGCAUGGAAAGAAUGGAAUAUUCUGCAUUGCCUGGAGUCAUAAAGAUUCCAAAAGAAUAGCAACAUGCAGUGGUGAUGGAUUCUGUAUUAUUCGCACAAUUGAUGGUAAAGUUCUCCACAAAUACAAACAUCCUGCUGGAGUUUUUGGUUGUGAUUGGAGCCAAAACAACAAAGAUAUGAUAGCUACUGGAUGUGAAGACAAAAAUGUCCGUGUUUAUUACUUAGCCACCAAUUCUGAUCAACCACUGAAGGUGUUUACUGGACAUACGGCAAAGGUGUUUCAUGUAAGAUGGUCUCCUUUGAGGGAAGGCAUACUGUGCAGUGGUUCUGAUGAUGGUACUGUUCGAAUAUGGGAUUAUACACAAGAUGCUUGCAUAAAUAUACUUACUGGACACACUGCACCUGUCCGAGGAUUAAUGUGGAAUACUGAAAUCCCCUAUCUAUUAAUAUCAGGCAGCUGGGAUAGUACUAUCCGGGUGUGGGAUACUCGAGAAGGAACCUGUCUGGAUACUGUAUAUGACCAUGGAGCAGAUGUAUAUGGAUUAACGUGCCAUCCGAGUCGCCCCUUCACGAUGGCAUCUUGCUCCCGUGAUUCCACAGUGAGACUCUGGUCAUUAAUACCUUUAAUCACUCCUCUACAAAUAAACAUUCUGGCAGAUAGAUCUUGGGAAGAUUUCAUUGGGAACACCGAUCGUGCUAUGGAAUCAAGUGCUCCACCUCUCUUGUGUGGUAAAGUAUCAAGAGAGAUGAAGCAAGAAAUAGAAAAACUGACAAGUAAUCUUCGAGGGAGAAAACUAAGAUGGUUUUCAGAAUGUUUAUCCCCUCCAGGAGGCAGCAAAAACUUAUGGGACCUAGUUGCAGUAAUACAAGGACAAGAUGAUAGCUUACUUCCCCAGGAUUACUCCAAAGGAAUUAUGCAUAUGAAACAUCUGGUUAGAUUUAAAACUUCCAAAGCACAAGAACUAACCACAGUCAAAAUGUCUAAGUUUGGAGGUGGCAUCGGUGCACCUAGUAAGGAGGAACGCCUGAAGGAAGCUGCUGAGAUACACUUGAGAUUAGGACACAUUCAAAGAUACUGUGAGCUUAUGGUUGAACUUGGAGAGUGGGAUAAAGCAUUAUCAGUUGCACCAGGGGUCUCAAUGAAAUACUGGAAGAAGUUAAUGCAGAGGAGAGCAAAUCAGUUAAUCCUGGAAGAAAAUGAUGACGUCAUCCCAUACUGCAUAGCUACGGGGGAUAUAAAAAAGCUAGUUAGUUUUUUUACUUCAAGAGGUCAACUGAAAGAAGCCCUGCUUGUUGCACAGGCUGCUUGUGAGGGAAAUAUACAGAUUCCACAAGUGUUUGUACAUAAUGGAUCUUCAUAUUCUGAUGGAAUCAACAUGGAUGACAACAAUGAACUCUUACAGAGGGUCAGUAAAGAACUGGCGGAAUGGUAUUUCCAGGAGGGACGGGCAGUGCUAGCAGCAUGUUGCUAUCUUGCUGUAGAUAAUAUUGAGCUUGCCAUGGCAAACCUGAUUCGUGGAAAUGAACUUGAGUUGGCUGUCAGUGUGGGCACCGUCUUAGGAGAGGAUGCAGCACCAGCAACCCAUUACGCCUUAGAAUUACUAGCAAGAAAGUGUAUGACAAUUCCAACAUGCUUUCCAUUUCUUGGAUACAGGGACUUGGCUACAGACCUUCUCAUGAGGAUUCCUAAUAAUGAGUCACACUUAGUCAAACUUUGUGCUUUCUACCCAGGAUCCACUGAAGAGAUAAAUGACCUACAUAAGAAGUGUAAUCUACCUACAAUAGAAGAAUGUACACGAUUAGCAGAGACUGUUCGUGCAGAUGGAAAUAUAUUUGAAACUAUAAAGUAUUACUUGUUAAGUGAAGACCCUGAAAAAGCCCUUCCUAUUGGUAUUCGCUUCAUCAAACAACAAAUGAGCCAUUCAGACUGGACCUUGGAUACAAUCAAUCCAAUUCUUGACCUUAUGAGUUACGUCCGCACUGAAAGACUAAUGCUACAUAGAUGUAGUGAAGUUCGAAAUGAGUUGCUGAUAUUAUGUGGUUAUAUUGGUGCUUUGUUAGCAAUCAGAAGACAGUAUCAGAGCAUUGUGCCAGCCCUUUAUGAGUAUACAAGCCAGCUUUUAAAACGGAGGCAUGUGUCGGUCCCUUUGAAAAUUGAACAGCUUUCUGAAGAACUAGAUGCCUGGAGAUCUUGCCUACAUACAGUCAACAGAUCAACAGAAGAACUUCCACAUACUCCUCCAACUGACUCCCAGAGAAUGAUUUAUGAAAGUCUACUAAAGAAAAUGAAGGAAGAGCCACUCAAAGAAAUCAUUGGACCAGACUAUGUCACUGGUUCGAAUCUUCCUAGUCAUUCAGCUAUUCAUAUCUCUUGUCUGACAGGAUUAAAGAUCCAGGGUCCUGUCUUUUUCCUUGAAGAUGGGAAAUCAGCAAUUUCACUGAAUGAUGCUCUGAUGUGGGCAAAGGUGAAUCCAUUCUCCCCCUUAGGGACAGGAAUACGACUCAAUCCAUUCUGA